Coffea eugenioides is the source of this 987-nucleotide messenger RNA. RefSeq lists its product as uncharacterized. The record is from RefSeq and is a predicted model, not a curated record. The coding region runs from base 1 to 987 and encodes 328 amino acids. Gene Ontology annotation, molecular function: zinc ion binding; nucleic acid binding. The transcript is spliced from 3 exons. Lineage: Eukaryota; Viridiplantae; Streptophyta; Magnoliopsida; Gentianales; Rubiaceae.
AUGAAGGUAAGGACUAGAGCGGAGUACAUUCUGAAUGUUUGUGAUGAUCUUCUAGGAGAAGCGAGCGAUGAGACUUCUCACAUUGGAGAUGGUAUGGGAGCUGAACCCGCCGAGCAAGGUCAAGUACCUGGUAACCAACAAAGGGACCCUGAGGUAGGUGAAGAUAGGGCCCUGGAACGUUUCCAAAAGUUUGCUCCUCCAAAAUUUCUUAGGGGACCCAAUCCGGAAGUUGCCGAGAACUGGUUAGAGCGAAUGGAGGACAUAUUCGCUGCGUUACAUUACACUGAAGAGAGGCAAGAAAAAAGGGUGGACAAAUUUAUCAAACUGCGUCAAGGCACUUCAAGUGUGGCGGAAUAUGAGACCCAGUUCACCCGACUCUCCAAGUUUGCUCCGGAAUUGGUAGUUAGUGAGCAAAAACACAUAAGGCGGUUUAUACAAGGCUUGAAUGUGAAAAUUCAAAAGGAUCUAGCCGCUGCUCAAAUCGAUACCUUUAAAGAUGCUCUUGACAAAGCUCAACGAGUGGAGCAGGCUCGACUUCAAGUUCGAACCUUUCAAGCCAAGAAACGUGGUGCAUCUAGUAGUGCUCCUGGGCGAGGUGAUCAGGAUGCACCACCUCCUAAGUUUGGAAGAGGUGCGGGUGGAGUCCGAAUUGCUGGGACACAAAAAGGAGGGGCUCCAUCUAGAGGGACUCAAAGUGGAAAAGAACAAGGGCAACAUAGGACCAUUUUCCAAGGAGUUCCUACACCCACUCCUCGCGCAAGCUGUGGAUAUUGUGAUAGGGCAAACCACACCACGGACGCAUGCUGGCGAAAAUUGAAGAAGUGUCUCCGUUGCAGAAGUUCCGAACAUCAGAUCGCCACUUGUCCUGUUAAGAACCGUGAAGGGAACGAGGGUGCACAACCGAAGAAGUCAAACCCUAUGCAACCAACUGCCAGUGGAAGUAGACCCAAAACCUCUGCUAGGGUUUUUGCUUUGGACCACCAGUGA